AUGGCCACUCUUCGUGGAGAGCGUCAGCCGGAGCUAAGCAAAAAAUUGUUCAAGAUGAUUAAGUCUGAAAACCACGUUAUCGAUUCCUACGAGUCCGCUGGACGUGAUCGUAUUUCUGUGGCUUCUCAGCUUUCCGAUUGGGGCGAAUCUACCAGUGAUGCGGCAGUCUCGGAUCUCUCAGACAAGCUCGGUGUUAUCCUGGCUGAGAUCGGGGAACAAGAAGAUGCCUACGCCCAGCAUUUGGAGGACUCUCGCAAUCUUUUGAAGCAUAUACGGAACACGGAAAGUUCUGUUCAGCCCGCCCGUGACCACCGGUCAAAGAUCGUGGACGAGAUCCAGAAGCUGAAACAGAAAGACCCGGGCGCUUCUAAGAUAACGACCCUGGAGCAAGAGCUUGUCAGAGCAGAGGCGCAAGCGUUGGUUGCUGAGGCCCAAUUGACGAACAUGACUCGCCAGAAAUUUAAAGAGUCAUAUGAUUUGCAACUGGCGGCCACAAUAGAAAGGGCAGAAAAGCAGCUGAUUUUGGCUCGUCAUGGACGGCGGAUCUUAAACUUGCUUGAUGACACUCCGCUCGUACCUGGAGAGGAUCGCAAGCCUUAUGAAGGCGCAGAGAGUGGUAAACAGAUUCUCGAAGAGGCAGAACAAGAACUUCGCUCCUGGGAGCCAGUUAUGGAGCCGGUCACCUCCUCUGCACAUGGUGUUGGAGAGGGUAUGCUCCCCACCCGUCCAAGGGAUGAUGGGACAGAUGGUGACGCAUACACGGAUGGAACAGACGAUAUUCGAUACCAGAAAGGCACUUGGAGUGGUGAUACCGGGGCGCCCGGACCACAAAUCGCAUCCUAA
Ophidiomyces ophidiicola is the source of this 843-nucleotide messenger RNA. RefSeq lists its product as uncharacterized. Gene Ontology annotation, cellular component: plasma membrane; eisosome filament. Gene Ontology annotation, biological process: eisosome assembly; endocytosis; negative regulation of protein kinase activity. The record is from RefSeq and is a predicted model, not a curated record. Gene Ontology annotation, molecular function: lipid binding. NCBI's taxonomy places the organism in Eukaryota, Fungi, Ascomycota, Eurotiomycetes, Onygenales, Onygenaceae. Bases 1 to 843 code for a protein of 280 amino acids. The transcript has 2 exons.